Molecule: messenger RNA, 291 nt
Organism: Paraglomus brasilianum
Lineage: Eukaryota; Fungi; Glomeromycota; Glomeromycetes; Paraglomerales; Paraglomeraceae
Source: the annotation of a GenBank genome assembly
AUGAACCUUCCAGCAACGGCUAUCGAGUUUCUCGGCAAAGAAGCGCUUAUUACCAAUCCGGAUGACCAAUUACCAAUGAUACAUUGUCAGUGUUUCUCUAAAAGUGAAGAACCAGAAAAGGAUCUUGUAAAGCGAGUGGUUACUGCACUGGGUUAUCCUCUUCAGCCAGGAUAUAAGAUUCAUUUUGCAAAGAGGAAAAUAGACGGCUCAAAUGUUGCUGUUCAAAAUGAUGAAUAUGACGAUAAUAAAGUCAAAGGAAUCGCAAAGAAAGUCAAAGUGGACAUUGAAUAA